Messenger RNA from Salpingoeca rosetta, 1320 nucleotides. RefSeq lists its product as uncharacterized. The record is from RefSeq and is a predicted model, not a curated record. The coding region runs from base 32 to 1186 and encodes 384 amino acids. NCBI's taxonomy places the organism in Eukaryota, Choanoflagellata, Craspedida, Salpingoecidae. The transcript has 11 exons.
ACUUAUAAUAACUUUCGGCAGGACUUGGACGAUGAUGACCACCACGGCGCGGCUUGUUGUUGUUGUGGUUGUGCUGGCAGGCACCUGCCUGUGCGGCACUGUUGUGCCGGUGAGUGGUGGUGAUGAGGAGUGUGUGGCGGACGUGAGGCCAUUCGAAACGACUGCGCUGCCACUAUGGCUCAAAGCCCACACCACAUCGUCGCACAAUUGCACCGGCGACCCGUGUGCAUGCCGCGGUGAGUUUGGGUUCAACACAAAGGACCAGCACACCACGCUGUACGGCAGCGCUGACGUGGCGCACUUACUCCAGUUUGUGGGCCAGCUCUCUGAGUGCACACCUCAACAAAUCGAAGACUGGGCAACCACCAUCCAAGGCUUCCAGAACACGACUGGGUUCUACGAGCUGACACCGGGCGAGUUCACGACGGGAUUUCAGCCAUGGCACUCCACGGGCUACGCUGCCUCUGCCCUCGCCCUCCUCGGCGCCGCACCCAGGUACAGGAACCAGGUGUACCACGAGUUUGCCAACAACACCAAGGAGUGGCUGCCAACAUAUGAGGCGCUCCUGCAUGCCUUUCCUUCAGCAGGGUGCGACAGCGUGCACUCGUGUGCUCACAAGAUGGUGGCCAUUCCCGCAGUCCUGGCGCUUGAAAGCGGAACGAAAUCUGAGCCCGUUCUCGACUUUCUCAACUGGUGGUUCGUGUGGCUGACAGAGAACAUGGAUCCGACAACAGGCACACUCUGCCCACCACUGCAGCGCGACAUACAUGGCCCUGGUGUGUGUUUGGGCGCUGGUGCCGCUGUUCACUUUCUCCUCAACUUCCAGCAGAGGUACCCGUGGCCCUAUGCUGAGCAGCUGUGGCCCUUUGCACGCAGUUUACAGCAGGACAACGGGUUUUGGAGUGCACCAACAUCGUGGUUGAAUCUCGAUGGCAUCUUCCAGAUGACGCGGAGCCCGUGGGACACGCCGCUGAACAACACACAGGGGACACGGGCUGCGUGUGUGAAGUUUGCGACUGCUGCUGCUGCUCUUCUCAAUGACAAGAGCACAAUUCUCUCCCCACCGCUCAUCAACUCCACGCACUUCCUUCCAGGCCUCACUGGUGCACUGGGCGAGUGCGAGCGGGCGUUUCCAGGCAUGCUGUGCUCCCACCGCAAGUGGUCGUGUUGCGCGCCCUUUCCCUGAAUACGUUGUUGCUUCCUUCCCGUCACAUGUGACGUUCUUUGUUUCUAUUCGCUCUCGAGCACGCACACAGGCAUUGACAGCACGUGUUGCUAAACCAUGCGAAGAGUUGCGACAGUAACAACCACAGCACUCAA